Phytomonas sp. Hart1 is the source of this 1288-nucleotide messenger RNA. Lineage: Eukaryota; Euglenozoa; Kinetoplastea; Trypanosomatida; Trypanosomatidae. The record is from the annotation of a GenBank genome assembly.
AUUUAUAAUAAACAUAAUCAACUACCUAUUUUUCGAUAGAAAAUAACGAAACUCAGACAUACAAAAACUAUGGCAUCUACACAGAACGAACGUUUUGACUCGAUGCUCAUGGCUGUUGCUAAGCAACAGGACGGCAUCGAUGGCAUCUUGGACGUUUUCUUCUCUUUUCUAAACCGCAAGACAGACUUCUUCACGCAGCCUGAGAUGGCCAGGGCCACUGUGAAUAAAUUCAUGUCGCGUUACCUAACUGAAGCAGAGGAGAAAAAGAAACGUGCGGCACUGGAGGAGGAAGCUCGACGGAAGAAGGAACUCGCGGCGUCUUCGCGUGUUGAGGUGCUUGAGGACGAGGAGGAAGCUAACGCAUCGGCUGCCAAAGUGGCUGCCGAUGCCGCAGCUCAUCGCAAAGCAGAGCUUGAGAAGAAGAAGAAGGAACUUGAAGAAGCUCAGAAUCAGAAGGACGGCGAUGGUGACGAGGAGGACAGCAACAAGCCCAAAGGGCUGCCGCCUACCUCAGGCAACGGUUUUGAAUACGAACACUAUACCUUCUCACAAACCCUGAAAGACGUCGAGAUGCGCGUGCCACUACCAGCGAAAAAUGUCCGCGGCAAGCAGCUCGAUGUUGAGAUUAAACAAGAUCAUCUGAAGGUCGGCAUGAAGGGCAAGCACCCCCUCAUCGAUGGUGAUCUCUACGCGCGCAUAAAGCUGGAGGAUUCCAUGUGGACUAUUGAGGAUGGAUGCGUAGUUGUGCUGUCGCUUCAGAAACAAAAUGAUAUGGAGUGGUGGAAAACGGUUUUUGUUGGUGACCCUGAGAUCGACCUACAGAAGGUUGUACCGGAGAACUCCAAGCUAGAUGACUUAGAUAGCGAAACGAGACAAACGGUGGAAAAGAUGAUGUUCGACCAGCGUCAAAAAGCGCUUGGAAAACCAACUUCUGAGGAGCAAAAGAAGCAAGAUAUGCUCAAGAAGUUUAUGGAGGCCCACCCGGAGAUGGAUUUUUCACAAGCAAAAUUCUGUUAACUUUUGUAUCAAUAAAGACACACGUGCACCUGUGCAGUAGAUGGCUUUAUUACCAGGCGGCUUAUGUUUGAGUCUUUUGAAGGAAAGAAUUAAUUGUUAGAGUAAUAUACGGUAAAGGAAUAAGUAUAAAAAAUAUUACUUAUGGCCACAUCCAGAAUAAUUAAAAAGUAAAAAAUUUUGAAAUCUUAAAUAAACAAUGUGUUUUUCAGAUUUAAUGAUGAGGGUGCGCGUUUGAACACCAUCUUAUACUGAUAGAGAUUUGUGGGCUUUA